Molecule: messenger RNA, 2292 nt
Organism: Blepharisma stoltei
Lineage: Eukaryota; Ciliophora; Heterotrichea; Heterotrichida; Blepharismidae
Source: the annotation of a GenBank genome assembly
AUGGAUACUCAAGGCUACUCAAAUUGAAGAAUUCAGCGAUCGAUUGACUCUUUUAGUAAUACUUUAUCUACUUACCAGCUUAAAGCAGGGUUAAAUUACACUGGCUUAAAAACUGUUGUUUCUUUCCCCCAAAAUUAUUUGCAACUGCUUAUAGAUCCUUUGCUUUUAUACCCAACUUUAAAAAGCAACUCAGAUAUUUCUCCAGAUCCUCGAUCCACAAUAAAAUCUAUUGAACUUAUUUUUACAAAUGAAAUAGAUAUAAAUAACGCUCUGCAAAUCUUAGCUCAGACAAGCCCAUUUAAUCAGCAUAAUUCUCAAAAUUCAAAAGGCAGGGUAAAUUUUAAAUAGAUAGAAGACGUUCCCCUUAAUUCAUUUGAGCAAGAAUCUCAACUCAGCGUUUAUGCGAACUCAAAUAUUUUGAAUUUGUCCGGCUUAAAUAAUCAACUAUUUGACAAUGCCUCAUUAUCAAGCCAAUAUGGAUCUUCUAGCGAGGAUAAGCAGAUAAUUGACACUGAUACUUUUGACAAAGAAGCAAUAGAGCAAAUUCAUAGGGAUUUUGAAGAAAAAAUUGAAGAAAAAAAUAUAGAGUUUUCCUCAAGAAGCUCGCUUACUUCAAUUCUCGCCAGAUCUAUAAUUGACACAAAUGCAAGGGGAUCGCUGCUUAAUAUGAGAUUAUCAACCGUAAUAAACCAAGAAAUCUCAGAAGAUGAAUCCUUCAAAGGAAAAUUUGGGGAUAGCGAAAUUGAAUGAGACAUUCGAGGAUCUUGCCCAUUUAGAGGGGCCAGCGAGUUAUCAUUGAUCCAAAAAUUCGGCCUAAGUCCACAAAUAACAGAAGAAGAGAGGUUUGAGACUGAUGAAUCUUGCUUUUCAUUCCCAGAUGAAGGUAAACCUCAAGUCAUAAAAUGCUACUCUGUUAGAUGUUCCGCAUCAAAAAAUAUUUUAAACCAGUUUCAUAGCAAACCUUCAAUAGUAAAACUCCAACAAAAAUUGAUAGCAAGCUCUUCUAUUUCUGUCUCAGAGUUUAUAGAAACUAUAGAAACUGAGCCUGGCAUCAAAUGGCCUGACCCUUAUUCUCCACUACUAAAAAAAGCUGUAAUUUGUGCAUCAAAAGAUAUUUCGUUUAGCGAAGAACAAACAGAAGCCCUGAAUACUUUAGAAAUAAUUUCUUCUGUGUGCUUCUCUGGCUUUAACUCUUCGUUAAAUCUAGAAUUCUCAUAUCUAGAAGAUCAAAACAAAGUAUCAGCAGAUAAUAAAUUAAAAUCUAGCAACCGACCUUUGCUAUUUUCUGAAAAAAUCACCAAAAGUAUAGCGAUUUCUGAAGUUUGCUGAAUUUCUUGUGGAUUUGAACACUGUGCGCUUGUAACAACUGAAGGAAAAGUGAUGAGUUGAGGUUAUGGGGCUUCUGGCUGUUUAGGCCAAGGAAGCACAAAUUCUUACCCUUUUCCAAAACUCAUAAGAGAUUUAUCUGGAGAAAUUAUUGUAUAUGUAGAGUGUGGAGGAUACCAUACAGUAGCUUUAACUGACAAUGGCGAUGUAUACACAUGAGGACGAGGGGACGCAAAUCAGCUAGGAGUUCCUUCAACAAGCCUUUAUAGAGAUGAGCUUGGAUAUGUAUCACUUCGGCCUACCAAAUUAGAGUAUUUUACUAACCAAGAUAUAUUUAUUAAAUCAGCUGCAUGUGGAGAAGCCCAUACUUUACUAUUAGAUACAUUAGGAUGCAUUUAUGCAUUUGGCUGAGCAGAAGACGGUCAAUUAGGUAUUUCUGAUGAAAAUAUAACAAGCGAUUAUAUGAGCAAAGAAAUUACACAAGUAAAUAGCUUAAGCGGGAUUUUUGUAACUCAAAUCUCAGCUGGGGCAAACUUUUCAGCUUGCUUAACUGAAGAUGGAAAAGUUUUUGUAUGGGGAAGUGGAGAGCAUGGACAGUUAGGCAUUGAAAAUUCAGAAAAUUUGAAGCAAAAAAAUCCAACUAUGGUAGAAGCAUUAAAUAAUGAAAUUAUAGUGAGUAUUGUGUGUGGAGAAAACCAUGUGAUCUGCCUCAGCGAUAAUAAUAAAAUCUUUGGCUGGGGAUUAGGAAAAGCUGGAGCUUUCCCGAAUCUUGAAGGAGGGUUUACACCUGGGUCUGAUUUAAUCUGCCAUGUCCCAAAAAUAAUCCCAACUUUGGAUAAUACUCAGUAUUUUGUUGUAAAAUCAUGCAAAGAAGCAUCAGAGUUAACAUCAAAAAAUGAAGAGUAUGCUAAUUUAGCCUUGGCUCUUGCUCAAAAAUUGAAGCACUUGCAAAUGGAAGAUGAUUAA